Molecule: messenger RNA, 3964 nt
Organism: Mya arenaria
Lineage: Eukaryota; Metazoa; Mollusca; Bivalvia; Myida; Myidae
Product: homeobox protein Hox-A7-like
Exons: 2
Coding region: 63-899 (278 amino acids)
Biological process (GO): anterior/posterior pattern specification; regulation of transcription by RNA polymerase II
Cellular component (GO): nucleus
Molecular function (GO): DNA-binding transcription factor activity, RNA polymerase II-specific; RNA polymerase II cis-regulatory region sequence-specific DNA binding
Source: RefSeq, a predicted model, not a curated record
CUACCAUCGGAAUAGGUCAUGUAGCCAGAUAUUAAAACAUAUAGUAAAUUUAUAACAGAAAAAUGAACUCGUACUACCCAGCAUCGCUUUUUGCUCAGUAUUCUAGUGAAAAUCACCAUGUUGGUGCUAAUGUAGGAUACGGAGGUGGAAAUUACGGACUAUUUGCAUCCAGAUUCGCGGAACAAAUGGGAUAUCAUAAUAGUACGUAUAAUAGUGAACAUCAGCGUCUUGCGAACAAUUAUCCCGCACACCAGAACCAUGACUCGAGCUCCGUUUACGCGAGGGAACACGGAACCCACGGGGCGCUCCACGGCGGCCUCGGCGGCCGCGUCCCCAGCUACCCGCCGGGGGAAGAUCACGGACAGGCGCCGCACCGGAACUUUCCGAACUGUUCGACGGCCGAGGGGUCGUGGAACGGAACUUCAAAUUCGCCAGAUUCCACGCACAAUAGCGGCAGUCCGUACUCGUCAAGUUUGGACGCACAAAACGGAAACUGUUCCGUGCUUUCGAAAGAUUUGAAAGAACCGCAGAGUCCGGCGGAAUCCUCGACACCAUACUACCCGUGGAUGGGAAUCGUAGGUCCAAAUUCGGCACAGCGAAGAAGGGGGCGACAAACUUACAGUCGAUACCAGACUUUGGAACUCGAAAAGGAGUUCCAGUUUAAUCAUUACCUCACAAGGAAGCGACGAAUCGAAGUGGCCCACUCACUUUGUCUAACAGAGAGACAGAUUAAAAUCUGGUUUCAAAAUCGCAGAAUGAAAAUGAAAAAGGAACGCCAGUCGAUAAAGGACUUAAAUGACGCUUGUGUUAAACCUAAAAGUGGUGACAGUGCGAGUAAAAGUUCAGAUGUGAAAGGUGACGAUGACGAUAAAAGUAUAGAUAGUGACGAUUCUUCGUAGAGGGAUAUGUGAUGUUCUGUAGCUGUUCUAAACAGAAUGGGGAAAUACAAACAGGGCCGCGGCGUUGAUUGGUUGAAAAAACAACGGGAGUUAUGUUUGUGAAGUUUGGGGUUUCAAUCCAAUACGAACAUGCAAGAAGACGUUCAGAAGUGGUCUACCGAUAAAGUGACCCUCUUUUGCAUAUUAGUGUGCAUAAUAUUGACACAUGUAAAGUAUGUGAUUUAACUGAGUAAUUCUUUUCUGAGAUGGCAUUCUGUGUUUGAAGAUGCACAGUAAUGGAUGAUUGAUUACAAAAAUCAGGGACGAUUAUGAUUGCAAUAGUUAUGUACAAUUGACAACAAAAUACACUAAACAUGAUAAUAUACCACAAAGGAGGUGGUGCAUGUAUACCUGGUCAGUUUUAUAACGAGAAGUAGUUAAGUAGUAGGGUUAGUUACCUGGUUAGACGAGAAAUUAGAGGGAAUUAUGGGGCAGGGCGAAAGGCUUGGUUGUAAAAGGGUAGAUACUAGCUGGUAGGACAGGGUACAAAAAUAAAAUUGUAAUGAUAGUGAAAAAUGUUCAUUUGCUAAAAACAACGUUGUUGAAAAAUAUCAUCCUUUGAGGGUUUUCGUUGACAAUUGUUUACAGGGUACUAUUUGCUAAUGUACACACUUUUGCACAAAAAAUGUAAAUUAAUUUUAUGUCGACUAUAUGGGUAUAACUUACUUACUAUCAGCAAAAGGAAAAUGAACACUGAACUUACUUUGUUUGUGUAUAUUGUAUGAUUCACAAUUAUACAUUGACAUGUGUUAUACAACUAUGAUAAAAUUCAACAGUCGUAGCAUUCUGUUGUCGUUUUUUUAUUUUUUUAUUUUGUAUUCCGAUAACGUCUUUUAUCAAUAUUAAAAGCCUGGUCAAGUUGUUUAAACCAGUUUAUAUUUAGUUUAGAAAGGAUGAUGCUAGGUUUUACCCGAUCAGUUGCCAUGUAAGCUCCGCCCCACCCCGAUAGGCCGCUCCGAGCCCAGGGUAAAGCCAGGACAGAGGGCCCAAAAAUGCCUGUCCGUCUGUGAAAUAUUUCUUCGGUCAAUAUUGAUAUAUUUUCUUUCUUAUAUAAAGAAUUUAUCUUCGACCACAGGGUGAAGUCAGCAAAAAAAUACUGAGCAAUAUGCUUAGACUUAUGUCUUCUAUUUUGGGCCCAGUGUAUGUUUAUGAAAGCACUGGCUACAGAUAAGUAUAAGUGUAAAACCAUUGUACUUUACUAUGAAUGUGAAAACAAUCAUAUAGAAAAGGGAUAGCAAACUUGCUGUAAUCAAGCGCAUUCAUCUAUAGAUGGCUAUCGAAUUGAUUAAAGAAUAUGUAAUAUCCCGAUUUUCCUUUGGCAUUAAAAAAAUCAUAGCUUAACUAAUGAACAAUUCCUUAAACUAUUCUGGUGUGGAAAAGUAUUGUCAUGCUAGAGUACAUGUAUAAAUAAAUUAAUAACUAUGGAUAUAUAAACAAAUCGUUCAUAUAUAUAUUUUGUAAUUUGACCUGAAAUACUUCACAGACGUGCGGACAUAAGAGGCUUUUCUAGUCAAACUUAUGAUCUAUUGGUUAUAAAUAAUUUUGUGUUCAAAAUAGUUUCUGUUAUCUAUUUAAGUAUGAGAUUUUGUUGUAUAUCUGAGAUAUAAAUUAUAUUAUACUUACAUGCACGUGUGAAAUUUGUAUGCACGUGCUUUUUAUACCCGAACGAGAACUGUUCAGCUUCUGGGUACAUGUAUGUAGCCUAAUAAAAUAUGAAAUGUUUUCAAUAAAAAUAGAAUAAGUUAUUAUUAUUUUAUUACAUUUAAUCUCUACUCAUGUGAGCAUUUUAAAUUUCACAUGACACGGGCGUAAAUUUGUUAUUAUUCUUUGCAUUUUCAAGAACACACGUGUUAAAGUUUAUUCCUGUUUUUGAUAUGAAAUAUAUGUUUCAUUCUUUUUAAUGGUUCAGUCAAUUAAGAUAAGAGUUAUUACAUUUAUCUGAAGAAAUUCUGUAUUGUGAGUUAAUCGCUUUUUUAUUGGGGUAUUAUGACAUAACAAGUAUACGUCACACUAAAGAUAUGUACGUCGAAAUAUUUUCAAAUUUCUAGGAAAAAGAACGGCCAUCAUCUUUUUUGUCUGGAGCUUACACAUACUGUUCAUCUACUGCAAUAAUAACGUUUGAGUUUACAAAUGACGUCAUCAUUUAUGUACACUUACAAUUACAUCACUUCCGGUUCUACUUAUUUUACUAACUGAGCUCGAAUUGGUUUACUUACAGGACCCAUUAAUUAUAUUGGCAAUCACAGAUAAAACUUCUACUACUCGUCCAUUUAAAAUAUUAAUUUUUUUUUUUAUCAUAAACAAUUUGCAAUUAUUGUGUACAACUGCCACCUGUAUUUUUUUCCACAAGCAAUAGCCGUGUUUCCGUUUUACUAUAUAAGUCAAACAUUUGUUUAACUCAAAAUAUUUUAUGGUCUUUUUCAGCAACCGAUUACUUCUCAACAUUGACAUAUAUUACGAUUAGUUGCAGAUUAGGAGUUCUCCUUUGGGUGUGGCUAUUGUUGUUUUGUAUGUGGUCAAGAAAUGGCAUGUCAUUUGUUUAACUUUUUAGAAAAAAAUAUACCUGAAAAAUCUUUGGGAAUCUGGUCGAUAUAGUGGGAAUUCUGUUUAUAAAUGCCAUCCUUUCUCCACCAAUAAUACAAUAAGCAUGCCAUUUGCAGAAUAAUCCUGAUGCAUCUUACUCCUGCUAUUCAUUGAGAGCGUCGUAAGAUGUGUCUUAAACACACUACCACAUCUUGCAAGUAGAAAUAUAGAGAAUUAUGGAGAUUGAAACAUUUAUAAAUGUUGUAUCAUAUGUCGGUUGUAAAUUGUAUUGACUUUUAUGUAUUAAGAUUUGUGUUCGUUACUUUGUUUUAUGAGGGGUGAUCCGAAAGUUAAUUUCAGAAUAAGAAAUUUAGUUAAUGUUGUCACUACUUUUGGGUCAACCCUUGAUAUUGUGCUAUUGUCAGAAACGAGAAAUAUGAAAAAAAUAAUGUUACCUUGGUUGCUGACUUUUCUUUUGUAGAAAUAAAAUGUAAAAGACUAAA